CAAAACAGGGUCAGACCGAGAAGACAAAACUGGAAUCGCUGGAGAGCUUGGCAAAAAAUACAACAAGACAAUCUGGCAGGGAUGAAGUCGAAAUGAACCAGUGUAUAUAUAUGCUGAGGGACUGAUGAACAAAUGGAUUGCAGAUAAGGAGAGGGGCAGGGAAAACCAGGACCUGGUUGGAGUAUUUAAAGCAGUGCAGUUCACUACCAUGUUGUCUGGCCUUGAGAUGUCUCAGCUGUACAGUUUCGGUCUGCUCUGCUUCUUCAUUGGCGUAUCAUGUGCGGCUGAGGUCUGCUUUAAUGAUCUGGGCUGUUUUGAUGAUCUGCCUCCCUGGGGGGGCACUGCUCAGAGACCAGCAUCCAUCCUCCCCUGGAAUAAGGAGGAGAUUGGCAUUCGCUUCCUCCUUUUCACACAGAAGAACCGCUACUACCAGGAGAUCAAGGCUGAUAAAAGCAUCCAAGCAUCAAACUACAGUGGGAUUAAAAAGACUCGAUUAAUUAUUCCUGGUUAUCUGGAAAAAGGAGAUGAGGACUGGCCACAGGAGAUGUGUAAGGUUAUGGUGUCGUGGGAGAAUGUGAACUGCAUCGCUGUGGAGUGGAAGAAAGGUGUGAGGACUCAGUAUGCCCAGGCUGCCAAUAACGCCAGGGUGGUGGCUGCCCAAAUGGCAUCCAUGAUCAAAUUCCUCAUGGGCAACUAUAAGCAAAAGGCUGAUAAAUUCCAUAUUAUCGGACACAGCCUCGGAGCUCACGUUGCAGGAGACACUGGUAGCAGAAUCCCUGGCCUUGCACGCAUCACAGGACUGGAUCCAGCUGAACCUUACUUCCAGGACACUGACCCCUCUGUGCGUCUGGACACCAGCGACGCCAUCUUUGUUGAUGUUAUUCACACCGAUGGACUUCCUUUUAAUUCCAGACUUGGUCUGGGGAUGUCACAAUCUGUGGGCCACAUUGACUUCUACCCCAACGGAGGAGAGCUGAUGCCUGGCUGCUCCACUAACAAAGGCAAGCCCACUGACUUGGACGCCAUCUGGGAGGGUACCAUGAAGUUUGAUGUCUGCAACCAUGUCAGAGCGCACCAGUACUACAGUGAAAGCAUUGUUAAACCCCAAGGCUUUGUAGGAUUUCCCUGCUCUGAUAAGGACAGUUUUGCUGCCGGAAAGUGUUUCCCAUGUGCAGACAACAAAUGUCCUCUGAUGGGCCACCAUGCUGACAAGUUCACUGUGACUGAUGGCAUUGUGAACACCAAGUACUUCCUCAACACGGGCAGUUUAAAGCCCUUUGGCUGUUACAGCUACAAAGUUACAGCUACCCUGGAUGGUCCCAGCUGGCCCAAUCCAGGCUUCAUGUAUGUGGCACUCACAGGGGACAAUGACAGCACCAAAGAGUACCAGCUUCAUGUGGGUACAAUGAUGCCUGGACAGAACUACGAAGUGCUGAUUGAUGCUGAAGUCGAUGUAGGUGACGUGACAGCAGUGAACUUUCGAUGGAACAACCAUAUCUUUAACCCAUUGAAUCCCAAGUAUGGUGCAUCCAAAGUGGAGCUGCAGAGAGGAAAAGACAAGAAGAUAAUGUUCUUCUGUGGAACAGAAAACGUGGUGGAGAAUAAGAUCCAGUCUGUACUUCCAUGCCAAGCUUAACCAGCCACAAUCACCAUGUCAUUCAGGGUCUUUCAAUAAAAAAUUUGCAUU
Molecule: messenger RNA, 1687 nt
Organism: Larimichthys crocea (large yellow croaker)
Lineage: Eukaryota; Metazoa; Chordata; Actinopteri; Sciaenidae
Product: inactive pancreatic lipase-related protein 1
Exons: 14
Coding region: 125-1636 (503 amino acids)
Biological process (GO): lipid catabolic process
Molecular function (GO): lipoprotein lipase activity; protein binding
Source: RefSeq, a predicted model, not a curated record